UAAUUAGCCUCGCUUGGUUGUAUUUGCAUUUUGAAUAGCUUCAACUUCUAAAUAUGGUAAGCACUUGUCAUUCUGUCUUGAAUUGUUGUCUCCGUGUGCUGAAUCAAACUGCGAAAGAACGCAGCAAUUCUGAACUCGAUAAAGACAUAUUCUUACAAGGAUAACCAAAAGAACCCUAAUGACAGCGACAUAUGGUAUAAUCUCUUUAGUUGCUGUCGUGAUCUGUACAAAUUUUCAAGACGGUCUUACAAACACGCGGGCGGAAGUCGAAAGUAAACUAAUCUGUACUUCGAAAUGGCAAAAGUUAAAAUUAAAUUCGAAGUCUAUGGUCACACAUUUAUCGUCGAAACAAAAUUUUAGCUCAUUUUGGAGAGAAAACGAGCAGGACUUCAAAGCUCAGACAGCGAAGCGGUUAUUCCAAGCGGUUAUAUACCCGUACAACUUUACGAAAGACGUCUCGUGUUACGGAACUGUCGCAAAUUACGCGGGUUCGAUUGCAACUUGGGUUAAUAAUGUAUCAGUCAAUAUAACACUGCCUGAAGUCGGCUCAGAAUUGCUUGGUUUACGUCUUAUACCAUUAUCGGGCUACACAAGGCGUUUGGAAUUUUACGUACGACCAACAACCAAUAUCGGUGAAGUUAGUUACAGCCUAAGCUACUGCUAUGUUAACAAAUAUGACCCCGGACUCGCAGAAAAUUAUUCAUGCCCGGUGUUUAGAAGUGUUAUAUUUAGCUGUUCACUUCGCGAAAGCAACGUAUACGGAAUUCCAAACUCUAGCGGUCUUAUUUGUCAAGCAUUCACUACAGACUAUAUUAAUUAUUACGCAGACUAUAAGUUUUAUAUUCAGUCAACAACCGGAGAUGGAUCCAAUUCAGUAAGCACUGACUUCCGGAUUUCCACCAAACAAUCUGUUGAUGGGCCGAUAUCCCACUAUGCAGAUCAGGGAUACUUUACCGUAGUAUUGAUGGGAGCAAAGCCCAGGUAUCUUAUUAUAGCAGCGAUAGAACAGGUAUGACACUAUCCUUUGCCCCCAACAAUGAACGGUCGCAGAUAAAACAUUGUAUAUUCUCAUGUGAAAUUUCUUGUUUGGGACGAGUAUUUUUUAUGACAAGCAUGAAAGUUUCACGUUAGAAUAAACAACGUUGCUAUAUGUUGCAGUUCAUCUUUUCACACAAACAACACAACACUGAGUAAAAAUCAAUUCAACGUUUGACUAGGUCAACUAUACUUGUAAGGAAAUGCAGGGAUGUUGCUAGACUUGCACAAGUCGACCAUGAAGCGCGCAAUAGAAGGAUCUGGAAAGGACUUUGGAACUGUCUAGGAUGUUGUAAUAGCUCACUGGAUGGCAUGGAGAACAAAGGGCCAAUUCCCCCUAACCCUUCCCCAGCUACCCUACUAACCCUUCCCCAUCUAACCUCCUGACCUAACCUCCUAACCCUUUCCCACCUAAACCUUCCCCACUAUCGUAAUUAGUGCACAUUUCCUAACACUCAUAAAACUAACUGUGUGCCUUUAAUUUUUCCUUGUACAAUAGAAAGUCGUAUUAAAUUGGGAAAACAGUAAAUCUCAGGAAGAGUACCAAAUUACCCUUCCCCACCUAAACUCCUAACCCUUCUCCACCUACCAUCCUAACCCUUCCCCACCUAACCACCUAACCCUUCCCCACCUAACCCUUCCCCACCUAACCGUUCCCCACCUAACCUCCUAACCCUUCCCACCUAAACCUUCCCCACUAUCGUAAUUAGUGCACAUUUCCUAACACUCGUAAAACUAACUGUGUGCCUUUAAUUUUUCCUUGUACAAUAGAAAGUCGUAUUAAAUUGGGAAAACACUAAAUUCACUAUAUUCCACGAGUACCAAAUUGACUACACAUGCAGUAAUGGCGCAAAUUCAAGCAAAACAUACGAAGAAGCGAGUGCAUCUAUUCACGACGCGAACUUCGCACCGUAUAUUUUAUGUGAGUUCUGCCUUACAAACUUGGUUAGUGCAGGAAGCUUGAGGUCAGAACCUUUGUGUAAUUCAACAAGAUUCCCGGAAAAAUCGCCGAGUAUGCCUCCUACAAUAACCUGCGAUUUCAAAACAUGCGGAACAACGAGCUACGCCAACGACACGCGAACGGUGACGGUAAACUGCGAGUUACCGAAGGAAAACACGCGAAAUGGUUUGCUGACUAGCCUGGUGAUUAAUUACUGGAAUCAAAGUAACACUGAUCCAUUUCGGAAAGACUUCCCUAUCAAUUUAACUUCAUGUCAAGUGACAGUUAAAGGCCUUCACAAGAGGCAUAAUUAUUUUGCUCAAAUGUCCGUGUGUAAUUCUCAAGGCUGCAGUAGUUUGAGUGAAACCGUUUUAAUUGCUAAAGCUGUGCACCCACCCUCUGGGAACCAGAAUGGAAAGAAACUAUACUGGCUAGGGUUUCUCGCCGUUUUGCCUGUAUCCAUUAUUAUUGUUGGAUUUGUGUACUAUUACUCCCCACGCACAACAAAACCGAAGCCAAGCAAAUCUUUUCCAAACAUCGGAGAACCAAACGUGAAUAUUUAUGAAGGUUUAGAAGUAAGCAAUGACUAUGAUAAACUACCCAAUGGAAAUGAACUUGGUAAAAUUUGAGUUUCUUGACUUGACAGAAUUCUGAACUGAAUCUACUGAUACGCCUGCUCAGCUAUUAAACACUUGAUUAAACAUUUGAUUAAACAUUUGAUUAAACAUUUGUCCAACGGCAACCAGAUCACUCACAUCAAUGUAUAUAAUUUAAAUGCUUGGUUACCAUUGUUUCAUUCUAUGAUUACAUGUCAUAUGUUUACAUGGAAGUUAUCCAAAAAUUGAAAAAAAGGCGACAAAAGGUUAUUGUUCCAAUUGCAAAAAUGUUGUUGGAAAAUUUUAGCUGAAACAUUAUUUUAUACACAUAGAUGAACUUGCUUAGAUAGUCUCAACACAGACGUCAAGGGGGAAUAUCAAAAAGCAAAAAGUUAGAGCAAAGGACCUGAGGAAUUAGAAAAAUAUUGAUAUUGUUGUAAAUAAUUCUGCUUCAUCUUCUGAUUUUUGAAAAUAAUAAACUGCAUUCUAUUGAACUGUAUUUCAAUU
Molecule: messenger RNA, 3078 nt
Organism: Paramuricea clavata
Lineage: Eukaryota; Metazoa; Cnidaria; Anthozoa; Malacalcyonacea; Plexauridae
Source: the annotation of a GenBank genome assembly